AUGACAGUUUUAUUUUUUUCUUCCUCCUUUUGGCAUAGAAAAAUGCGACGUAUACGUGUUUGUUUGAGACAUGUUGUUAAAUCACAAAUUUUUUAUUGGAGUGUAAUUACUCUUGUUUUUCUAAAUACUGUUUGUGUUGCUUCUGAACACUAUGGCCAACCUGAAUGGUUUACUGAAUUUUUAAGUAUUUUCGAAUUAAAAUUUUUUAAAUAUUUUUUUAAUUUUCUAGAAUAUGCAGAAUUUACUUUUCUUGCAAUUUUCAUUAGUGAAAUGCUUAUUAAAAUAUUUGCAAUGGGUUAUAGAACAUAUUUUACAUCCAAAUUUAAUCGUUUUGAUUGUAUUGUUAUUGUUGGGUCUGCUAUUGAAGUAGUAUGGGCAGAAGUGAAAGGAGGAUCUUUUGGUAUUUCUGUUCUUCGAGCACUCAGACUUCUUAGAAUAUUUAAAUUAACUUCCUAUUGGUUAAGCCUUCGAAAUUUGGUUCGAUCAUUGUUACAUUCAAUGCGUUCAAUUAUUUCACUUCUUUUCCUUCUCUUUCUUUUUAUUGUUAUUUUUGCAUUGUUGGGAAUGCAAUUAUUUGGUGGAAAAUUCAAUUUUCAAGUAUCUAACUUAAAUUUAAUUGUGUUUAAUUCAUUAAAAAACUUUCAGAAUUAUCAUCCUUAUACUCAUUUUGAUACAUUUCCUAUUGCAUUAAUUACUGUCUUUCAAAUAUUAACUGGCGAAGAUUGGAAUGAAGUUAUGUAUUUAGCAAUAGAAUCUCAAGGAGGUAUUUAUGGAGGUGGAAUGGUUUAUUGUAUUUAUUUUAUUGUUCUUGUACUUUUUGGAAAUUACACAUUAUUAAAUGUUUUCUUGGCUAUUGCCGUAGAUAACUUGGCUAAUGCACAAGAAUUAACAGCUGCUGAUGAAGUAGGAAAUAUACCUAUAUCUCCUUUAUCGUUUGCUAACUUUCAUCGAGCAGAUGAAAAGGCUAAUGAAAUGUAUGACGAGGAAGACGAAUCUUUAGGUUUCGAUGAAAGAGAUUUAGAAAUAGGUGCUGGUAUUGAUGUUGAAUUAACUAGAGAAUUGGAUGAUGAGGAAUUUGAUGAAGAAGACAGCCCAUUUGGCGGUCCAAAACCAAUAGUUCCUUAUUCUUCAAUGUUUAUUCUUUCACCAACCAAUCCGUUCCGGUGUCUUGUACACAGCGUUGUAGCUACAAAAUAUUUUGAAAUGGUUGUGAUGGUUGUAAUUUGUGCUUCAAGUAUUUCUCUUGCAGCGGAAGACCCUGUUGACGAUGAAAAUCCUCGCAAUAAAAUUUUACAAUAUUUCGAUUAUUGUUUUACUGGGGUUUUUGCAUGUGAAAUGUUAUUAAAGUUGAUCGAUCAAGGUGUUAUUUUACAUCCAGGUUCCUAUUGCCGUGAUUUUUGGAAUGUUUUGGACGGCGUUGUUGUUGUUUGUGCUCUUAUAGGAUUUGCAUUUUCUGGAACAUCUGGCGCCACUGGGAAAAACUUGAGCACAAUAAAAUCAUUGAGGGUACUUAGAGUGUUGCGCCCACUAAAAACAAUUAAAAGAAUCCCAAAACUUAAAGCUGUAUUCGAUUGUGUUGUUAAUUCGUUAAAGAAUGUCUUCAAUAUUCUUAUUGUUUAUUUUCUUUUUCAAUUUAUUUUUGCUGUCAUAGCCGUCCAGUUGUUCAAAGGCCGUUUCUUUUACUGUACAGACAGAACCAAACGAUUUGCUUCUGAAUGUCAUGGCCAAUAUUUUGUUUAUGAUUCUGGAAAUUAUUUUCCACGUGUCGAAACAAGAGAAUGGCGUCUCAGACCUUUUAAUUAUGACAAUACCCUUAACGCUAUGCUGACACUUUUUGUUGUUACGACUAGCGAAGGUUGGCCGGGCAUUCGACAAAAUUCUAUGGACACCACAUUCGAAGAUCAGGGUCCCCAACCUUAUUAUCGGGUUGAAGUAAUUAUAUUAUUUAAAUUUGUAAUUUUUAAUAUCACAAUUUUACAAAAGGUUGCACUCUUCUAUGUAAUGUUUUUCAUUGUCUUUCCCUUUUUCUUUGUUAAUAUUUUUGUUGCCUUGAUUAUUAUAACCUUUCAAGAGCAAGGAGAGGCUGAACUUUCUGAAGGGGAUUUGGAUAAAAAUCAGGCAAUUUUUUGA
Meloidogyne enterolobii is the source of this 2130-nucleotide messenger RNA. The record is from the annotation of a GenBank genome assembly. NCBI's taxonomy places the organism in Eukaryota, Metazoa, Nematoda, Chromadorea, Rhabditida, Meloidogynidae.